This is a messenger RNA of Octodon degus (degu), 948 nucleotides long. Its product is annotated as olfactory receptor 150-like. The record is from RefSeq and is a predicted model, not a curated record. Lineage: Eukaryota; Metazoa; Chordata; Mammalia; Rodentia; Octodontidae. Gene Ontology annotation, biological process: G protein-coupled receptor signaling pathway; sensory perception of smell. The transcript has a single exon. The coding region runs from base 7 to 948 and encodes 313 amino acids. Gene Ontology annotation, cellular component: membrane. Gene Ontology annotation, molecular function: olfactory receptor activity; G protein-coupled receptor activity; odorant binding.
AGGGAAAUGGCAAAAGGAAAUCAUUCCACUGUGACGAACUUCAUCCUUGCUGGGUUAACUGAGACACCAGAGCUCCAGCUGCCUCUCUUCCUCCUCUUCCUGGCAAUCUACGUGUUCACAGUGGUGGGGAAUCUGGGCAUGAUCAUGCUGAUUGGCCUCAGUUCUCACCUGCACACCCCCAUGUACUAUCUCCUCAGCAGUCUGUCCUUCAUUGACAUGUCCUAUUCCACUGUCAUCACCCCAAAAAUGCUAGUGAACUUUGUGACAGAAAAGAACAUCAUUUCCUUCCCUGAGUGCAUGAUUCAACUCUACUUCUUUCUUUUUUUCGUUAUCUCAGAGUGUCACAUGUUAGCUGCUAUGGCGUAUGACCGCUACGCUGCCAUCUGUAAACCCCUGCUCUACAAUGUUACUAUGUCUUCUCAAGUCCGUUCCUGGAUGAUAGCUGGGGUGUACGGCAUGGGUUUGGUUGGUGCCACAGUUCACACAGUCUGCAUGCUGAGAGUAGAUUUUUGUAAGGCUGAUGUAAUAAAACAUUACUUCUGUGACCUUUUCCCACUACUGGAGCUCUCCUGCUCUAGUACUUUUAUCAAUGAAGUAGUCCUUCUGUGCUUAAGUGCUUUUAAUAUUUUUCUCCCAACACUGACUAUCCUUACUUCCUAUGUCUUCAUCAUAGCCAGCAUCCUCCAGAUUCGUUCUGCUGUGGGCAGGUCCAAAACAUUCAGCACUUGCAGCUCUCACAUCUCAGCAGUAAGUUUCUUCUUUGGUUCUCUGGCAUUUAUGUACCUGCAGCCUGCAUCAAUCAGCUCUGCGCACCAAGGGAAAGUAUCAUCUGUGUUUUAUACCAUUAUUGUCCCAAUGCUUAAUCCCCUAAUAUACAGCCUGAGGAAUAAGGAUGUAAAAAUUGCCUUUGAAAAGUUCUAUGUCAACAGAAGUGUAGUAUUGAAUUAG